Molecule: messenger RNA, 603 nt
Organism: Penicillium cinerascens
Lineage: Eukaryota; Fungi; Ascomycota; Eurotiomycetes; Eurotiales; Aspergillaceae
Product: uracil phosphoribosyltransferase
Exons: 2
Coding region: 1-603 (200 amino acids)
Source: RefSeq, a predicted model, not a curated record
AUGUCAAUCUCAAAUAUCACAUCCAUAAGUGACAACGAAGCAUCAAAAAUCCUCACCCAGCUUCGUGACCAGACUCUCAAGCCCAUAGCAGUCCGCCGCCUCGUUGCCAAGCUCACCGCCACAUUGACAAAAUAUGUUCUGAAGACACCAGAACCAGGAGAGCAAAUCGCAGUGGUUGUCGUUCUCCGAUCCGGACUCGCAAUGGCCGAGCCAUUCCUAGACGCAUUCCCGGAAGACUCGGACGUCGUGACAUACCACCUUGGAUUAUUUCGCGAGAAACAAUCCCUCCGUCCUGUUGAAUACUAUAACAAGCUUCCCCGGAAGAGCCCCCUGAUCAAAAGGGCAUACAUUCUAGAUCCACUCGUGGCUACUGGCGGAACUGCGAGGGCCGCAAUUGAUAUCUUGAAGGACUGGGGAGUGGACCACAUCACGUUAUUUUCCUUGCUUGGGAGUGCCGCGGGCCUUGAGAACGUUGCCAGUGCAUACCCCGAGACUACAGAAAUAUUCGUGGGUGGAAUAGACCCGGACUUGGAUGCCAAGGGAUAUGUGAAACCGGGAUUGGGAGAUAUUGGAGACCGUCUGUUUGGUACAAGCUUGGAGUGA